Messenger RNA from Prunus armeniaca (apricot), 375 nucleotides. Lineage: Eukaryota; Viridiplantae; Streptophyta; Magnoliopsida; Rosales; Rosaceae. The record is from the annotation of a GenBank genome assembly.
AUGGCUUCCUCUUCUUCUCGCCCAAAACGUUUCAAUUUAAAUGUUGCUCCCAAAACAACUCGUGACGCUAAAAGAAGGUCUCAUGAAGAGGCUAUUAAUGACUCAAUAGCUUUUAGCAUUCAGAGUGCUGCUUCUAUUUCUGACAUGGCUAAUUGUUUGCUUGCCAUAGCAAAUGAGAUUCAGGAGAUGAAUACUGAAAAUUCGUCUCUUCGGAGAAUGCUUCAUGAUUCUCAGCAAGAGGUUGAAAACUUUAAAAAUGAAAAUAAGGCUUUGUUGAAACUGAUUUCAAAUGGAAAGAUUAUGAAAGAUCAAGAUAGGCUCAUGGCUAAGCUCAAGAGGCGUCGUUCUCUUUCUCUAGAGACUUCUAGAUCAUAA